Molecule: messenger RNA, 477 nt
Organism: Striga asiatica
Lineage: Eukaryota; Viridiplantae; Streptophyta; Magnoliopsida; Lamiales; Orobanchaceae
Source: the annotation of a GenBank genome assembly
AUGCAUCUAACACAGGCAGAAAAGGACUCAGUCACUGAAGGAGUACAAGGAAUAGGGGAGCAGAUGGGUACUCUCAGUGCUAAUGGUGAGGGGAACAGAGUGAAGGGUCGAGCUUUAGUGGAUCAAAGGGUAGUGCAGGAGUGGGUGCCACCACAGUCUUCACAGCUGGUAUCAGAGGAAGGAGAGCUCAUUCAAAUCAGGGAAUGGCUGAUCAAAAACAAGCACAACACAUGGCAAACUGUCUUUAUACAGGUUGAGAAUGAGAGGGUUCGGCAAAAACUGAAUGACCAAGCUAUUUUCAACUCUGACCUUGCUGUGGUGGCUGAAGAUAUUUUCCUCUUUAAUGUUAAGGAUGGCCAUCUUGGUCUUAGAGGGGUGUAUGUAGCUCACCCUGGAUUUUCUGCUCCUUUGCUAAGUUGUCUUAGUCGAAGGGUAGGGAUAUGUAACCUGGUGGUUAUUCCUGUAUGUACAUUAUGA